Penicillium arizonense is the source of this 216-nucleotide messenger RNA. RefSeq lists its product as uncharacterized. The transcript is spliced from 3 exons. NCBI's taxonomy places the organism in Eukaryota, Fungi, Ascomycota, Eurotiomycetes, Eurotiales, Aspergillaceae. Bases 1 to 216 code for a protein of 71 amino acids. The record is from RefSeq and is a predicted model, not a curated record.
AUGGAGACUGUUAAGGAUGCUGCCAACUACGUCUCAGAGACCGUCCAGGGCAAAGGUGCCGAGGCUUCCAAGGAGACCAACAAAAAUGUCGCCAAGGAUUCCAACGCCAAUAUAAGCACCCGUGCCAGCGCUGCGAAAGAUGCGCUUGUUGAUAAGAAAGACGAGAAAUCCCAUGACACAAAGGCAGAUGUCCACAAGGAAUCUGCUAAGCAUUAA